AUGGCCUCCGAAAUAACCCCAAACACCUUCUCCACAACCACAGGCCCUGCGCCCAAAACGACAAUAUUCUUCAUAUCCGGGAAUCCCGGACUAAUCGGCUAUUAUCACCCUUUCCUCUCCCUUCUCGCCCAGUAUGUCACGAAAGAGACCUCAUUCCGGAUCUACGGAAGCUCCCUGGGCGGAUUCGAGAUCGGAAAAGAGUCCCCAAAGGACCUUGAUCUUGAAGACCAGAUUUGUUUCGUACAGAAAAAUCUCAAUACAUUAAUGGCUGAAAAGAACAAUGCCAAUUCCAGGGACAGUCAUGGAAAUCCCAGCAGAGAGAAGGUCAUACUGAUUGGCCACUCUGUCGGUGCAUAUAUGGCCAUGGAGAUCUUGAAUCGACACCGCGAUCAACCAUUCGAUAUCAUCGGUGGUGUCAUGUUGUUCCCGACAGUUAAGGAUAUUGCGGCGUCACCCUCGGGUCAAAAACUCACGACUCUAUUGUCGAUAAUCCCGCGUCUGGCAUUAGUAGUCAGUCUCUUUGCGCGGCUACUGACAUUCUUGCUUCCGUUAUCGGUUCUUCGAAGCGUUGUUCGAGUCGUGAUGAAUGGCCCGCCAACCCACGCGCUGGAUACUACGUGUCUGUUCCUGAAGAGCCGGGGUGGCGUGAGACAGGCCUUACAUAUGGCCGCCGAUGAAAUGCGCACUAUUACCUCGGACAAAUGGGGGGAUGAUGUCUGGGGUGCUGCGCGCGAACCUGUUGCCAAGUUGUUCUUCUACUUUGGUAGGAACGACCAUUGGGUAGCGGAGCAGACGAGGGAUGAUAUUGUUGCGCUUCGAGGCAAGGAAGGUGGUCCUACAAUGGUUGUCUGCGAAGAAGGAUUGCCACAUGCGUUUUGUCUGAAACACAGUGAUACCAUGGCGAGGAAGGUUGCUGGUAUGAUCGGGAGUAUUGUGGGCGUAUGA
This is a messenger RNA of Penicillium olsonii, 945 nucleotides long. The record is from the annotation of a GenBank genome assembly. Lineage: Eukaryota; Fungi; Ascomycota; Eurotiomycetes; Eurotiales; Aspergillaceae.